UUCCAUUUGAUAAACUCGUUUCAUUUAUUUUAUUUAAAUUAACGAGCAAUGCGACUUAAAUAAACGUUAACAAAUUCUAUUAAGAUCAAAACAAAAGUACAUUUAAACAUGAUUGCUGUCUAAUAGAAAAAUAAAAUCUUGCCAAAGUUCCUCGUCCGGCACUAAUCACAACAUAAGAGAGACAACUGUCAAAUAAAGUCAACAUGUUUUGUAUAUUUUUUUGUUAUCGCACUAAGCAGCAACGUGAAUUUUAGUAACAUUUAAACAUUUAUACGUCUGUGUAAAUAAAUAUAAAUAAAUGAAAGUUGAUUAUGUGAAAAGAAUACAAAAUGAGUGUUUAUCACGAUGAAGUUGAAAUUGAAGACAUGGAAUAUGAUGAAGAGGAGGAGAUAUACUAUUAUCCAUGUCCGUGCGGUGAUCGAUUUCAGAUUACCAAGGAAGAACUUAUGGAAGGCGAAGAAGUGGCCACGUGCCCUAGUUGUUCUUUAAUAAUUAAAGUCAUAUAUGAUGCGGCCAUGUUUCUUGCAGAAGAAGACGAAGAAACAUCGCUUAAUGAUAGGAUGAAAGAUAUGCAAUUGGAAAAGCACUGAGGCCGAUGUUCACCACACAUAAAAUGUUUGUUCUUUUGUAAAAAGAAUUUUUUAUUUCUUUACUGUAUAUAUAAUUUAAAUACACGUUGACUAGAGUAAACAAUCAUGCUUUUGCAGAUAUACCCAUGUA
Ceratitis capitata (Mediterranean fruit fly) is the source of this 720-nucleotide messenger RNA. It is a transcript of the gene Dph3, whose product is annotated as DPH3 homolog. The transcript has 3 exons. NCBI's taxonomy places the organism in Eukaryota, Metazoa, Arthropoda, Insecta, Diptera, Tephritidae. Gene Ontology annotation, biological process: protein histidyl modification to diphthamide. Gene Ontology annotation, molecular function: metal ion binding. Bases 330 to 590 code for a protein of 86 amino acids. The record is from RefSeq and is a predicted model, not a curated record.